This is a messenger RNA of Anolis sagrei ordinatus, 2406 nucleotides long. It is a transcript of the gene AP3M2, whose product is annotated as adaptor related protein complex 3 subunit mu 2. Gene Ontology annotation, biological process: endocytosis; intracellular protein transport. Gene Ontology annotation, cellular component: clathrin adaptor complex; cytoplasmic vesicle. Lineage: Eukaryota; Metazoa; Chordata; Lepidosauria; Squamata; Anolidae. The record is from RefSeq and is a predicted model, not a curated record.
UUUGUGACAUCCUCAUCCCUCUGCCUCACUUUAAUCUCUGCAAGGUUUUGAGGAAGCUGGUUUGGCUGGAGGCUGACUUGAAAUACCACCAAGCAGCUCCCUUUGGGUUGGUCAAGGCUUUGCUUCUUCAGCCUUUGGCCCCUCCUUGGACCAGCCAUGAUUCACAGCCUCUUCCUGAUUAACUCGUCUGGAGACAUCUUCCUAGAAAAACACUGGAAAAGCGUCGUCAGCCGCUCAGUUUGCGACUACUUUUUCGAGGCUCAGGAGCGGGCUUCAGAGGCGGAAAACGUGCCCCCUGUGAUCUCAACCCCCCACCACUACCUCUUAAGUGUUUAUCGGCACAAGAUCUUCUUUGUGGCUGUGAUCCAAACAGAGGUGCCCCCUCUUUUUGUCAUCGAGUUUCUCCACCGGGUUGUGGAUACUUUUCAGGAUUAUUUUGGGGUCUGCUCUGAGGUCAUCAUAAAGGAUAAUGUGGUGGUGGUCUACGAAGUGCUGGAAGAGAUGCUGGACAAUGGGUUCCCACUGGCUACAGAAUCCAACAUCCUGAAAGAGUUAAUCAAGCCACCUACUAUCCUCCGGACAGUUGUCAACACCAUUACAGGCAGCACCAACGUUGGGGAACAGCUUCCCACAGGGCAACUCUCUGUGGUUCCGUGGCGCCGGACUGGGGUGAAGUACACCAACAACGAGGCCUAUUUCGAUGUGAUUGAGGAGAUAGAUGCCAUCAUUGAGAAAUCAGGUUCUACAAUUACCGCUGAAAUACAAGGGGUCAUUGAUGCCUGUGUGAAACUGACAGGGAUGCCAGACCUCACCCUCUCUUUCAUGAACCCCAGGCUGCUGGAUGACGUCAGCUUCCACCCCUGCGUGCGAUUCAAGCGCUGGGAAUCUGAACGUAUCCUCUCUUUCAUCCCUCCAGACGGGAACUUCCGCUUGCUCUCUUACCAUGUCAGUGCUCAGAACCUGGUGGCCAUCCCAGUCUACGUGAAGCACAAUAUCAGUUUUCGAGACAGCAGCUCGCUGGGCCGCUUCGAGAUCACAGUGGGACCCAAGCAGACGAUGGGGAAGACCGUUGAGGGGGUGAUGGUCACCAGCCAGAUGCCCAAAGGUGUCCUGAACAUGACUCUCACGCCUUCCCAGGGGACGCACACCUUUGAUCCCGUCACAAAGAUGCUGACGUGGGAUGUGGGGAAGAUCAACCCACAAAAGCUGCCCAGCUUAAAGGGGACGAUGAGCCUUCAGGCAGGAGCCUCCAAGCCCGAUGAGAACCCCACCAUCAACCUACAGUUCAAGAUCCAGCAGCUGGCUAUUUCUGGUUUGAAAGUGAACCGUCUGGACAUGUACGGAGAGAAGUACAAACCUUUCAAGGGCAUCAAGUACAUGACCAAGGCUGGGAAGUUCCAGGUCCGGACCUAAGAGUGCCCCUGGCCAAGUGAAGAAGACGUGAGUGUGCCCUCGCUACCUGAUCCGUCUCUGAUCCUGCUGUCAGUCUCCUGAAUCUGGACAGGGCAGAGUCUUUUUUGCACUGGGUGAGCCAAGCGCCGCCUCCACCUUUUGUUAAAUUUCGGACAAGAUGGAAGAGUCCUCAAGAGAGGACAGUGAGAGGCUUGUCUAUCGGUUCUUCAGCGACCACAAAUCCUGCCCUCUUUCUUCUUCUGGUUGCCAUUUCCUUGUGUCUUAGCCAACUAGAGUUUCUAUGAACACAUGUUCGGAGAUGUUCGGGAUCCAAGGCUGCUGGUAUACAGAGUCCUCAACAAUUUCCAAACACAAAUUCUAAAAAGCUAGCUGAAGAAGGCUUUGACUUGGCAUCUUUAUUAAUUCAGUAAUAUUUAUGGGUCUGGUAAGAGGCUGAAAGAAAGCAAAAGUUUGCUUAGAGGACUGAAGGUAGUUCAAAAGAGGCUCCUCAGCCCAUUCACUCAUUUCAAACCUUGUCUAGGUCAAACAGGUUUUGCAAGGUUGAGGACCAUGUUUUGACAACUGCCCGGCCUGCCUGUUUACCCAAAAAGGUCUGAGCAUGUGUGCCUCUGGCAACAUCAGCCUCUAUCAUGCCAUCUUCGACUCUCUGAAAAGCCCAAUGUUUUUUUCAGCAGGGAGGGGUGGUGCGAAGACUGCUUACUGAUUUCUAUUUCAUGAUUGUCACAGGAGAUAUCUGGCUAAAGGAAGGGAGGGGUAAAAUCUUGGGACUUAAAAGUUUGUAAUUGCGGCUGCUUCUCCACAGCUCCUCCUCACACAUACAAUGGGCCUCCUUCCUUGCAUGUGUUGAUUCAGUAUAAACAGAAUGUUGCUCUAUAUCAGGUAUGGACAAACCCAGGCCCAGGGGCCAGAUGCAACCCCUUUGGCUCUUUUCUCAGCCCCCCCCCCCUCUCUUACACCAUCCUACUCUUCCUUCCUUCUCUCUUUCCUUCCUCC